CUCCGCCCCCAUCACCAAAAGAACAAUGGCCGCCUCCGUCCCGAGUGCCGCAUCGGCUGCCGUCCUCCAGCCCUCGGAGAAGGUACCGGACUCAGCCGUAACAGUUGAGGGUCCAAACUUUGAGAAACCUCUUUCUCUCCAAGAAUUUCUAGGCAGCUAUGAGCGGAUCGGAUUUCAGGCAAACAGCCUGGGCAAGGCGAUCAACAUCAUCAAUAAAAUGCGUAAAUGGAGAUUGUCUGACGAUCCGAUCGCUCCAGACGAGCCGGAGGAGUAUAAGGAUCCUCAAGUCCGCGCUCAGACGAAAUGCAACAUCUUCCUCGGCUACACCUCUAAUCUGAUCUCUUCCGGCCUUCGUGAAGUAAUUCUACACCUCGUCAAGCACAAGCACGUCGCUGCUCUCGUUACUACGGCUGGCGGUAUCGAAGAGGACUUUAUCAAAUGCCUGGGAAAGACCUACCUCGCCGACUUUAAUCUCGAUGGUGCAGAUCUCCGUCGCCGCGGUAUGAACCGUAUAGGCAAUCUCAUCGUCCCCAACGACAAUUACUGCAAGUUUGAAGACUGGCUCACACCCAUUCUCGACGCUAUGUUGGAGGAACAGAAGGCGACAGGCGAGGUGUGGACGCCGAGUACCUUCAUCCGCAGGCUAGGGAAGGAGAUCAAUAACGAGGAGUCCGUGUACUAUUGGGCCUACAAAAACGACAUCCCCGUCUUCUGCCCUGCGUUGACGGACGGGUCGAUUGGAGACAUGAUUUAUUUUCACUCUUUCCGCAGCCCAGGAUUGAUCAUCGACAUCGCGCGCGACAUCCGUGAGAUUAACGAGAAGGCGCGACGGUCGAAGAAGGCAGGGAUGAUAAUUCUGGGCGGUGGCGUUUGCAAGCACCAGAUCGCCAACGCUAUGCUCAUCCGCAACGGAGCUGACUACUCUGUGUACAUCAACACCGGGCAGGAGUUCGAUGGCUCAGACUCAGGCGCCCGCCCAGACGAGGCUGUCUCCUGGGGGAAAAUCAAAGGAGGAGCAGAGACAGUGAAGGUGUACGCCGACGCAACUCUCGUCUUCCCUAUGGUCGUUGCCGCCACCUUCGCUCGGGAUAUGGAGGCGAACGCUUAAGCAAACAAAAGCAUGCUUGGGAUGCAUCAAUGUAUACCUAUAUGUACACUACGAAACGAAUGCUGCGAGAGUGCCUUCAUGCUGCACCUCCUUCAAGUUCAUUGCCUC
Schizophyllum commune H4-8 is the source of this 1216-nucleotide messenger RNA. Its product is annotated as Deoxyhypusine synthase. Gene Ontology annotation, cellular component: cytoplasm. The transcript is spliced from 6 exons. The coding region runs from base 26 to 1108 and encodes 360 amino acids. The record is from RefSeq and is a predicted model, not a curated record. Gene Ontology annotation, molecular function: deoxyhypusine synthase activity. Gene Ontology annotation, biological process: peptidyl-hypusine biosynthetic process. Lineage: Eukaryota; Fungi; Basidiomycota; Agaricomycetes; Agaricales; Schizophyllaceae.